AUGGAUGAACUUAUUGACAGUGUCAAGAAAACCAUAAGUAAUCUUCAGGAGAAGAGGUCUUUUCUGGAAGAUCAACGUGUACAUUACCGUCAUAUCAAGGAUAGUUUAUUAUGCUAUGACAAGAGCUCCUUCGACGAGGAUGCGACUGAAGAUGGUCACCAACGCGGCCAAGUGUUUGGAGAAAUCAUUAUCUCGUCGAAAAUUUACCUAAAUCUGGGUUACGAAUACUUUGUGGAGAAGUCCCAGCAAGAUGCCAUCGAAUUCAUCUCCGAGAAGAUUAGUUUGAUUUCUAAUGCGAUAGGUCAAUUCGAUGCAAAGUUGAGUGAAGCAAAUGAGACGUUUGCAAAUCUACGCAAGGUGCAAGAAAUGGAUGUUAAAGAAGCAGAUUUUUCCAACGAUGGCUACGGUGACUCUGAGGAAAAAUUGCCAUUCAUGGAGAUUAGGGAGGAGCUUGAUGAGGAUGGAAACAUGAUAAGUAGCUCGAUCAACCCUACCGCACAAUCUUUCAAUACUCUGAUGACCAAAUCCAAAGAAGAUCCCUCGAAACAGUCUGAUGUGAAGCAAGAAGUGAACACCGACUUAGAAAGUAAGACAUCGGACUGCCGUGGAUCAAUUGGUGAGGCCCUAUUCGAUACUGAAUUUGAGAAAAGGAUACGACAGAAGUUGAGUAGAGCUGAUUCCGCAACGGAUGCAACGUUCUCUCCUAAGAGGGGGGAUAUUGAGGAAAUAUCGAGAGGUGUGCUGUCGAAAACUGAGGGACCGGUAAUAAAGGAAGUAGAUAUUGAGGAUGUACACGUCAAGGGAGCUCCUGGUGUAGAUGUGAAUCAAUAUGAUCCAUCCAAGCCUGCCAUAGAUCCUAAAGACAUAUAUUCUUUUGAGGACAUUGUCCAGCAACUUGAAUAUGAGGAUGAGCUGGAGGAUGGUAAAAUUGAUGAAAAAGACAUAAGCUAUGAUUACGAAGCAUACGGAGAGAACUAUGAAUCACUGGGUGGAAUUUUUGACGACGACACCGAUGAAGAUGAUUAUGAAUAUGAUUUCGGGCCCUCUAUAGUACCUGGUGGGGCUCAAAAUAUGUUUAUGGAACAAGUAAAUCGCUUACGGGAAGAAAAGUUAAAGCAAUUGAAUGAAUCAAGGAAUCAAUAUACAAAGUCCAUUCUCAAGAAAGAUAAUAAGAUUAAAGAUUCAACGAAAAAGAAGAAAGUUGGUUUCGCGGCAGAAUUAGAUAUUUGUGAAAUUGAAAACUACAAAGAAGAGACAAAAAGGAACACAUUCAAUGGUCUACAGUCUUCCAUUGAAUCUCAAAUUUACAGCUCAAACAGUGACGAAGAGUUUGAUUAUGAGCUAUUUGCUAAAAUGAUUGGGGUGAAAGAUCCGGAUGCUCUUCAUGAGAGGUAUGAAAAGAACUCUGCUGAACAAGUCUCGGAGCCAACUCUGCCGGAAAGAAGGAGCAAAAGAGUUUCAAGGUUCAAAAAAGAUAGAGCCGUUGCAGCUGGAGGUAAAGCUACGGACGAAUAUUCUACUGUUACGGGAAGCACAAUCAAGGAAGAACACAAUCUACAAAAUGAGCUGAGCGAAUCAACGAUAUCUGAUAUUACUGAGCGUACCAUAUUAGUUGAGGAUGGAGGUAUCUUGACCGACGUGAGUGAAAGUACCUCGAAAGUCGACCUCUCUUUCAGUAAACUCACAAUCGAAGAAAAAAAUGAUAUUUGCGAACGCACUGGCAAGAACGAUAAUACCCAUGAGAGUCAAGAUGUAAACCCUACCAUUGAUUUGUCUUCGCCGGAAACUCACAAAAAUAUUGAUUCAGGAGGACUACCCACACAUGAGGGUAAAAGGUUGAGCAAGUUCAAAAAGAAUCUAAACUCGCUACAGAGACCUAGAAUGAAAAAUACCAACACAAAAAAAAGAAUCAAAGAUCUCUCUAUUCUUGAAGAAGAUGAAGAAAACUUUGAUACAGACAAGAUUGAGGCAGAAAGUACCGUGAAGGCAAAAAAUGUUGAGCACGUUUCAGAACACAAGGAGGAUGGCUUUCCCACUGAGAUAUCCAAGAUCAUUAAUGAGAAGGAAUGUGACGUAGUGCAAAAUCCAAAGGUAGAUUACCAAGUAUUGGGGGAGAAUAUUGAUGACAUGGCAAGGGCUUACAUGUUGGGCAUGUAUAACGAUGACCUGGACGACCCAGGUACCGUUUUGGAAAGGCUAGAUGACUUUGAGAGCUAUAAUAAACAAGCUCAGAGCCUCGAAGGGGACGUGAAAGAGUUUCUUACGAAAACUGCACCCUACUUGGAAAGCGAUAACGACGAACAUCAAUCAUCCGAAGACGAAGGACCUGUCGUGGUUGAUAUAAUUGAGAAAGAUGAUAUCAACUCCCCCGAAGAGUGCGGAGACGAUAUCGGGCUUGAGCUAGCUACACUUCAAGAUGAAGUUUCUAUGAGUUACCAUCGUUUGAGACAUAAGAUAAUAGCUGCCCAGGGUACAGGUCAAAAAUCGUCCCAAGAACUUGAGCUGGAGCCCAUUGAUGAGCACGGAAAUCCGAUAAAACUCAGCAGAUUUAAGUCUUCAAAGUUAAGUAUGGCCCCAGGGCAGUAA
Molecule: messenger RNA, 2586 nt
Organism: Lachancea fermentati
Lineage: Eukaryota; Fungi; Ascomycota; Saccharomycetes; Saccharomycetales; Saccharomycetaceae
Source: the annotation of a GenBank genome assembly